Molecule: messenger RNA, 336 nt
Organism: Pseudozyma hubeiensis SY62
Lineage: Eukaryota; Fungi; Basidiomycota; Ustilaginomycetes; Ustilaginales; Ustilaginaceae
Product: homogentisate 1,2-dioxygenase
Exons: 2
Coding region: 1-336 (111 amino acids)
Source: RefSeq, a predicted model, not a curated record
AUGGGAGGAAGAUGGCGAUCUCCGAACUUUGCCCGAGAAAAGCUCUGUUGUUUUCCAGAAGAUUCGGAGAUCGCCGGACGUCGGCAGCGUCUUUUUCGAAUCCAGACAAUGCUUCGGGACUGGGAAGGAGCCGAAGUCUCUUUUGAUGCGACGCCUCGUGGCAAAAAGUGCCGCGUCCUGGCUACCAAAAUCUACCCCGCAAGGUCUUAUGGUCACAGCACACUAUCUCCAUCGCUUCAUCCGAUAGCCCGGCACGGCCUGGCCUAUAAGAGCUGCUACCGCGGACCGACGGACGCCGGAAAGCUGCUAGAUCCUGAACGUUUUCGCAGACGUUAG